UAAUAAUGCAUAUCCGCAAUGGGAUUUUCUUAUAACUUUUGUUUUAUAUUUUUGUGCUGCAUUUGUUGAUUUAUCCAUUUUUGAUCUUUUCGAGUUGGAUGGAUCACUUCGCAAGUAUCAGGUCUAUGACUUUGGCCAUGAGAAUUGA
Funneliformis geosporum is the source of this 148-nucleotide messenger RNA. The record is from the annotation of a GenBank genome assembly. NCBI's taxonomy places the organism in Eukaryota, Fungi, Glomeromycota, Glomeromycetes, Glomerales, Glomeraceae.